AUGUUCAGCAAACCAGAAGAGAUGUACAUGUACAAUGCGUUACGCAAGUCCGAAAACAAUGAAAAUUGCCGAAAGAGAAGACAUUCUGAGUUUUCUGAUGACGACGAAUCCAGCCCAAAGUCCCAAAGCCCUUCGAUUGACGAUGAUCGACGUGCGCAUCACAAUGAAUUGGAACGAAAACGCCGCGAUCAUAUCAAAGAUCAUUUUAUGAUCCUGAAGGAUUCGAUUCCACUUCUCGACGGCGAAAAAUCAUCGAGAGCAUUGAUAUUGAAACGUGCCGUUGAGUACAUCACCACUAUGCAAUCGCGUCUCGAUGAGAACCAGAAAAACAUCGAGGAGCUUCGCAAGAGAAAUGAGCUUCUCGAGGAGAAAUUGAAAGAUUGUACACAAUCUGUUUCGCCACCAAUGCACUCGUUCAUCGCGAACACACCGCAAAUAACUUUGUCUCCAGUUUCAUUCCCAAUGACGCAAAUCCCGACCGCCCCGAUUCUCCUAGCAAACUCAAGCGCCUCCGUUCUAUCCCAAAUCAACCCAGUUCAACUCAACAACUUGAUCGCUUCUUCCCAAGAAGCUAUCAUGGCCCUAACACAAACACUUGUCGGCAAAGUUGAGCCAAUUCGUCAAGAAGUUUUUCCGACGACUACUCAAAUCCUUAAUUUACCGUACCAAACGGAUCGACAAAUGUCUGUCAGAUUUUGA
This is a messenger RNA of Caenorhabditis bovis, 699 nucleotides long. Lineage: Eukaryota; Metazoa; Nematoda; Chromadorea; Rhabditida; Rhabditidae. The record is from the annotation of a GenBank genome assembly.